AUGAAAGAUUGGAAAGAGGAAGCCGAAAAAGCACGAAAAAGGGCUGCUCUGUACGAGUUUGCUGAGAAGGUGAAGAAGAGCUCUGUUGGAAAAAGAGGAAAAAGAAAGAUAGAAGCUGAAGAAGCGAUGUUGGAAGGGUCAAAUCUUGAUGAGAAAUCGAAACAAAAAGUACGGACCAUUAUCGAAAAAGAAAGAGAAAGAGAGAGAAAGAAGCGGGAGAAAAGAAAGAGAGAGAAGCAAGAGCUGGAAGAUGAGGUCAGAAGAUGGCGCUUGCAACUCAGUCUGUUCGAACUUGUCGAUAAUAUCGAAUGCGAAGAAAGAAUGAAAAAGAAAGCCAAAUAUGAAUACGAUGAAAACACCGACUUGGUGCGAAAAUUACAAUAA
Molecule: messenger RNA, 384 nt
Organism: Cylicostephanus goldi
Lineage: Eukaryota; Metazoa; Nematoda; Chromadorea; Rhabditida; Strongylidae
Source: the annotation of a GenBank genome assembly